Messenger RNA from Pangasianodon hypophthalmus (striped catfish), 2549 nucleotides. RefSeq lists its product as uncharacterized. The coding region runs from base 428 to 2305 and encodes 625 amino acids. Lineage: Eukaryota; Metazoa; Chordata; Actinopteri; Siluriformes; Pangasiidae. The transcript has 5 exons. The record is from RefSeq and is a predicted model, not a curated record.
UUGCUCUGAAGUCUGAGUCGCUCGCGCUUGUGGCGUGUGAUGCUUUAUGACGUCCACUGUGACGCCACGGGGAGUUUAUAAAGGCAGGUUUUCCACCAUAACCUCCAGGUUUGCUGAGAUCACAGACUGUGGUGGUUUACUGGUUAAAGGACCGCGAUAAACAGCAGGAGAUUCAGACUUUCUUUCUUUAUAGCAUUUACAAAACGUUAAAUUCAGAAAUUAAGGCAAGGCACAACAGAUGCAAAGUAACAGAAAACAAACCGAGAAGGUGAACAGGGACACCGAUUCUGGGCUGAAAAUCUUUUAACUCUAUUAAGUUGAUUUUUUUUUGUGACAAAACACAUUUGUGUUGGUGUGAUUUGUAGAAAUUACCAGCGUUUUCCUUUCAAUCACAGGAAGUUCAUUUGACUUGAGAGACGUGACCCAGAUGCUUGUUAAUGCAGCAGCAGUUUCUCACAUGGAAAUGCCUGUCUUUCCCAUCAUCUACAACUUCCUGGAGUGUCUGACUGAUCAGUCUCACUCAGAGUUAAGUAAGGUGGAGGACCUGGAGAUUGAUAGUGAACCACUUGACCACAUCAGCAUUCUGAUAAGAGACGAUGAACGCGGAUGCCAGUCAGCGAGUGGACUCCAUGGUGGCCGGUCCUCAAACAGUUCCUCUGAAUUGAAUACAGCAAUUGUUAAAGAAGAGUUUCAACAGAUUAUUUCUGCUAUGAGUAACAAGGCACUGAGUUCAGACUCAGGUAGUCCGUCACCACCAAUUCAUAUCCUGCCUGAUACCAAGAGUACUAACUUAGCGACUAAAGCUGUCAUGAAUGCCAUCGUCAGUACCAUGAAUGAUUGCCUUGAUGUAAUGGAAGAUUCACUCGUUUUGCAGCUCUUUACUAGUGUUGCCCAAAAACUUGAGAUCCUGGCAUCUACUUCUAGUUCGGAGAUGCUCUUCAAAUCAAAAUGUGAAAAUGACUCGUUUGAUCUCCACUCCAAGGCCUCUGGUGAUGAUUUGAGUGCUGCUUCUAAUUCAGUGGUUAAAACCUUAGUAUCUCGUUCAUACGUGUCCCUUGAUGAUGACAGUGUUGUGGAUGAUUCAUCAUUCGGUCAAGUGCCAUUCAAAUGGCCUGAUGUCUCCUUAGGAUGUGGCAGUGAUGCAAAUGAUGAUGAUUUUUCAUAUUCUGAGAACUUUUCAAUGUCUAGUAUGAAAGAGAACAUUGUAUGCGAGUUUAGGACUGAGGCUUCCUGCCUCGUGAGCGAGGUCUUGUCUCAGUCAGUUAAAAUAAUAAACGCAGAUGCUGACAUUCCUGAGGCAGUGAAAGGUUUGAUCAGCCAGAGUGAUGCUUCUUACUCAGAGCCUCCAGACCCGGAUAUUGCUGCCUCAAAAAUCGUAGAGAAAUUUGUGGUACACAUAUGUGACCUGUUAGACUUUGAACAAUUUCCACAACUGGCUGCUGAUAAUUUGUGGAAACUAGCAAAUGAUCUUUAUUACAGUGUGAUGUGCCAGGUCAAUGAAUUUUUGCUCAGCCAUCAGCAGAGACUAGCUGAGAUAAGAGAAGUUAUUGGUGUUAAUGAGCAAUUGCAAUCAUCAGAAGAUGCAGAGCAUGCACACAAUGUGACUGGGUCCAAGCAGAAAAAUGUUGAAGUGGACAAACCGUCAUCAGCUCACGUGGUUUCAGUGAACCCCUUAGUGGACACCUUGAUGGCCUCUUUGGACUUAGACCACGCUGGGCAUUUUGAGACUUUGUCUAUUCAGUGUGUGGAUGAAGUAUUCAGCAUCUACAGUGUGGAGCUGUACUCUAUCGAGGACCAAGAGAGCCAGCAGACAGAUACUGCAGGGUCCGGCAGUGAAUCACGUCCAGCACUACAAUGGACCCUGGAGACUAUUUCAGAAGCUGAGGAAGCACUAGACGUUACUUCAUACAACUUUGAACAAACUGUUUCCAGCUUUGAACAAACUGUAUGCAUGGGCUCUAGGAGUGAACUCUUUGAGGUGUUAAAGUCCCAGAAUACUCAGCUGACCGGAUCACUGGCAUUCUCAAUCGUCAGGACACUUCAGAACACGAAUCCUGACGACAUCUACGUUACAUCACCUAUGCUACAUCAGCCGUAUUCUUCCUCAUCCCAAGAAAGCCAGAAGAUCAGAAAGAAACAUUUACAACUCAAGAUGCAAAAACUGAAGAAUCCCUUCAAGAAAUUGAGAAAAGGACAGAAGGGAAGUUUCGCCUCUCUGGACCAGAAGCAGCAUGGCUCUACUGACGCCGAUAUGAGUACGUUUACAAUAGUUCAGAAAGCCUGGAUUCGAAAACGGAGAAGCUGAAGAAGUGGUCCAUCUUUUUGUGGAUCUUCUCCGCUUUAAAAUCUUUCUCAUGAACAAAAUAAUAGGUUGCACUUUUACAAUACUGUUUCAUAGAAGCAAUAAUAAGGUUUCUUCCUCAUCUCGUCUCAGGGUGAUUUUCCCCUUGCCACUGUUGCCUCUGGCUUGCUCAUUAGGAAUCAAAAUCUCCAAUUUCUAAAAAGUAAUUUCUUUAUCUUAUUGUUAAUAGCAGUGACAAUAUUGGAAG